Trichomonas vaginalis G3 is the source of this 1203-nucleotide messenger RNA. RefSeq names its product phage tail repeat-like family. The transcript has a single exon. The record is from RefSeq and is a predicted model, not a curated record. NCBI's taxonomy places the organism in Eukaryota, Parabasalia, Trichomonadida, Trichomonadidae. The annotation marks the transcript as partial.
AUGCAAGCUCUAAAUAAGAACACAACAAACUUUUCAAACUAUUCUAAGAUAUCUGAGUCAUUGAAAGAAGGAAACUUAAAACUGACAUUAAACCCAAUGACAGAUGAGUUUCUGUUUCAAGACAAUAAGAACCAUACUGUCUGUAUAAAUCCAACAAAAGGAACUUUAAACGAGAAACCUAUAAAUGAACUUCUUUUGAAAGCAGAUGUUGACAACAAAGCUGACAAAGAAUAUGUAGACGAUGCAAUAGCAAAAGAAGAAGAAAGAGCUAACAAUGCUUAUGCAACAAAAGAACAUACUCAUCCUGAACUAGCAGACAAAACAUAUGUUGACAAUAAAAUGUCAAGUGAAGUGACAAGAGCUGAAAACGAAUAUUCUAAAAAGACUCAUAUACAUACCAUUGCAAAUAUUACAAACUUACAAGAAACCUUAAACAGGAAAAGUGACAUUGGACAUACACAUACCAUUGCAAAUAUUACAAACUUACAAGAAACCUUAAACAGGAAAAGUGACAUUGGACAUACACAUACCAUUGCAAAUAUUACAAACUUACAAGAAACCUUAAACAGGAAAAGUGACGUUGGACAUACACAUACAUCUUCUGAAAUAACAGACUUAAACGUUAGCCUUGAAAAGAAAGCAGAUAAGAACCAUACACAUGAAUUCUUCACAACUGUUGGUAUAGAAAGUAUUGAAGGAACGGUUGAAGGAGCUGAUGGAACUGAUGGGGAUGCAUUAUAUUGGAAACCUCCUAACUUUCCACAAGGUUUAACAUCGGAGGAAAACAUAACGACGAUGAAAUACAUUAGAUGUAGAAAUGUUUAUGUCAUGGAGGAUGAAAAUAAUGUUAAAUUCACUGCUCAAGAUUUAUAUGAUAAGAAAGCUGACAAAACAGAGCUUCAAACAUUAAAGACAGAAAUACUUCAAACAUUAUAUCCUAUAGGUUCUAUUUAUACGUCAAUGAACUCUACCAGACCAGAAGUAGUACUUGGUUUUGGAACUUGGACUCAAAUAGUCGACAGGUUUUUGUAUUGUGCAAACUCUUCAAAGGAAACAGGUGGAAGUAAAACGAUUUCAGGUGCAAAUUUACCUGCGCACAGUCACUACAUAGAUUUAAGUACAUCUCAAGCAGGUUGGCAUAAGCAUAGAUAUUGGGAUUGGUCAGCAAUGACAAAAGGUAAAGGAUAUGAUGUUAAAAACAAC